AUGGCGGCGGGGGUUGUAGCGGCAUGGGUCGUUGGGACGACAUUGGGGUGCGGCGGAGGAGACCACUGGAACUACGCCGGAGGUGUACGCACGGCCAGUCGGCUGAGGAAGUUGAAGUUUGGGCUUGGGCCAAACCAAUCUUUGCCGGACCCGAGUUUUAGCCUUUUUCAUGGGGCUGUCCUUUUUGGGCUGCUAAGGUGGUACAACAAUGGGAAGAGGUGUUCACACUACAUUACCAUAUAUGGUAAUGGAAAGAGUGUGAAAGCCAAGGUUGUUGAUGAAUGUGACUCAACAAGAGGAUGUGACGAUGACAUCGUUGAUGCCUCUAAAGCUGCGAGCCCAGCACCUACAGUCGUAGAUUUAUUGCUACUAAUCGAGCAAUCAAAAGGUGGAGGAGAUCCAGCCUGGCACGAGCAGCCAAACCCUGACAUUCAAGGUCGUCACCACCAAUCCGAUCGAGAGUUCACCUCCAAGAAUGGCGGCGCUCGAUCCUCUCUCUCCUCUCUCCCUCUUCAGCCCCCUCACAUCACUGAGUGCCUCGUUAGCGAUGACACUGGAACCAUUGUCUUCAUUGCUCGCAAUGACCAAGUUGACAUUAUGAAGCCUGGUACCACUGUGAUUCUACGCAAUGCAAAGAUUGACAUGUUCAUCAAGGGUACUAUGAGGCUUGUAGUUGAUAAAUGGGGUCGUGUUGAAGUCACAGAACCAGCCAGCUUUGAAGUCAAGGAGGUCAACAAUCUUUCUCUUGUCGAGUAUGAAUUACUUAGUGUUGCUGAAUCAGAUCAGAAAAGCUAAUUUGAUGAAAGACUGAAUGAUGGGUAUAUUGUGAGAGUGGAUAUUAGUGAAUUAG
Messenger RNA from Rosa rugosa (rugosa rose), 850 nucleotides. RefSeq lists its product as uncharacterized. The record is from RefSeq and is a predicted model, not a curated record. The transcript is spliced from 4 exons. The coding region runs from base 1 to 795 and encodes 264 amino acids. Lineage: Eukaryota; Viridiplantae; Streptophyta; Magnoliopsida; Rosales; Rosaceae.